Tremella mesenterica DSM 1558 is the source of this 2754-nucleotide messenger RNA. RefSeq lists its product as uncharacterized. NCBI's taxonomy places the organism in Eukaryota, Fungi, Basidiomycota, Tremellomycetes, Tremellales, Tremellaceae. The record is from RefSeq and is a predicted model, not a curated record. The transcript has 8 exons. Gene Ontology annotation, molecular function: carboxypeptidase activity. Bases 1 to 2754 code for a protein of 917 amino acids.
AUGGUCGACCAUCAGUCCUCAUUCGAGAAAAGUCCCGAGUGGAAACACCCGAGUUUACCUCCGCCCAUCUCGGUAGCAUCCACAUCCGAUCGACCUCGUCCGUAUCGGCGAAUAUACUUUUACGUCCUCCUGACUAUACUCGUCCUCCUAUACCAUAACAAUCUCCCCUUCACCCUUGACGAGUACCUCCAAAACAUCACAAUCGAAGAAGACGCAUACCUAUCUGGACUCGUCGACAAAGGUCUCAUCCAAGCUCUUCCCCUUCCACCAAAACAUCACAAUGGGCCGUGCAGGAAUGACGACGUUUUCCACUAUUUUCCCAAGUUGCCAGGUAGUAAACCCCCUGUCAUCAUACCUCCUAAACUUGCAGAGAAGAUAUAUCUCCGAGUCCCCAACAAUGACUCUUGUAGAGCGGCGCUGAGGAAAUAUACGAAGAGACCACAUCCCGCCGGUUCUGGGUUUGAUCUGAUCACAGCUCUGGAGGUGAAGAAUGAAUGGGAGACUGUCCUAGGGCUUCCAACUUCCGGUGCGGAUGAACAUCUUUACGAUGCAGGCAGUCCUGAAAGUCAGAGUCGGGUUAGAGAAGGAAUGGAUGAAAUGGGAGUAUGGAUAGAUCAGUAUUACCCAGUGAUGAACGAACCAGUUUCUUCCUCCCUCACCCUAUUAUCCGAUCCGCCCUUCCAUGCUAAAUUACAAGAAGAUAUCGUUGGAGAUGAUCCCGAUUCUAUAUACCGUGACUCCGUUCCCGUUUUCCACGGUCUAUCAGUCAGUGGAGAUGUCACGGCUCAAUACGUUUAUGUGGGAUAUGGUCGGAAAUCAGAUUUUGAGUUACUGGAGUCGAAAGGUGUCAACGUCAGUGGGAGAAUAGUUUUGACAAAGUAUGGCGGUCCGUUCAGAGGGUUAAAGGUUAAAGCCGCUCAAGAGGCUGGAGCUGUGGGCUGUUUGAUUUUCACUGAUCCGGGGGAUGAUGGGGAGAUAACGGAGGCGAAUGGAUAUAAAGCUUAUCCUGAUGGACCUGCUAGACAACCGAGUUCUGUUCAACGGGGCAGUGUUCAAUUCGUAAGUCUUCUCCAAACAUUAUACCAGCCCAUUUUGGCUGGAAAAGAAAAAGGCCCUUUUAUCUCUGCUUAUCCUGGUGAUCCUACCACUCCAGGUGUACCCGCAUAUCCCAAUGCCACUCGUUUAGAAGUCGGUAACCAACCUUCCAUCCCGUCUCUCCCAAUUUCCUUUGAAGAUGCCAUUCCUCUUCUCAAAGCUCUCUAUGGAGAAGGUCUUGCCGUCGAAACACUAGGACCUGAAUGGUCAGGAGGUUUGACUCAUUACAACGUAUCUUACUUCACUGGACCCUCCCAAAUCUCACUUCACAUGGUCAAUCAAGUCAACACUCGAGUUAUGCCUAUAUGGAACGUCAUGGCUACUAUUCCAGGUCACAUAACGGAUGAAGUGAUUAUCAUGGGUAAUCAUCGUGAUGCUUGGGUAAUGGGAGCUUCCGAUCCUAAUUCCGGUACCGCAAGUCAACAUGAACUCAUACGUGGUCUAGGUGAAUUGAUAAAGAUUGGUUGGAAACCAUUAAGAACUAUAAUGUUUGUCAGUUGGGAUGCAGAGGAAUAUGGUUUGAUAGGAAGUACAGAAUGGUGUGAAGAUUUUGGAGAUUGGUUAGGAAAGAAUGUUAUCGCUUAUUUGAAUUUAGAUUCUUCCGUUUCUGGAAGUAAAUAUCGUGUUCAAGGUUCACCUUCUUUAGCAUGGUUAAUCAAGAUUACAAGUCAAGAAAUAUUAUCAUCUUCAAAUUCUUCUCGUACCAUAUGGCACACAAGAAAAGACGGAGGAGAUUGGUCGGAAUAUCUCUCCCAAACAUCGAAUUUUGAUGGAUUUAUCACACCGAAUGAUUCUGAUUGGACAGGAGUUUCUCCAUUAGGUUCAGGAUCGGAUUAUACACCUUUCUUACAACGAUACGGAAUAGCAAGUACAAGUCUAGGGUUCUCUUCAGGUCCUAAAGAUCCUGUAUAUCAUUAUCAUUCGACAUACGAUACUUUUACAUGGAUGGAAAAAUAUGGUGAUCCAGGUUUUCAUAAACAUGUUGAUGUGGCGAAAGUAAUGGGUUUAUUGGUACUUCGUCUAGCUGAUGGAUUGUUAUUACCAUUCAACACAACGCAAUAUGCUAGAGAUUUGAGAUGGUAUUUACGUACUGUAGAGUUGGAAAUUCGAAAAGCGAAUUUCUCGGAGAAGAUCGAAUUGGGGGAAUUGAGAAAAUCUAUCAAUGAACUGGAGAAUGUUUCGAAGGAAUUGGAUAGAGAAAAAGAAAGGGUAAUAAAGGAAUUAAAAGGGUUGUUGGGACAUGAUAAGUGGUGGGGAUGGGAAAGGAUGAAACAAAUGGUAACAUCUACCAUUCAAUCUUUUGUCAAAUACCCCAAACGGCCUAAUGGGAGGAAUGGGAUGUUGGAAGAAAGAAGGGGUUUACCACUUCCUUCACCAGGUAAAAUCAAAAAGAUCAAACAACUUUUGAAAGAAAUACGUAAGAUCAAUGUAAAAUUACAAUAUUUCGAAUCGGGUUUCCUCAGUUCUAAAGGAUUAAAAGGUAGGCAAUGGUAUAAACAUAAAAUAGUAGCACCGGGUCUUUGGAAAGGUUACGGAGCAACGACUUUCCCCUCUUUGACAGAAGCUAUAACGCUCGAUCGAUCGCCUUUAGAAGCACAAACAGAAGCGGACGAAUUGACUUUGAUGAUUCGUCUCAUGGCUGACCAUUUAUCAUCUUGA